Thamnophis sirtalis is the source of this 2267-nucleotide messenger RNA. The record is from RefSeq and is a predicted model, not a curated record. Lineage: Eukaryota; Metazoa; Chordata; Lepidosauria; Squamata; Natricidae.
CUAUAAAGCGGUCUCCCCGCACCAUGCGAAGGAGCCUCCCACCCGGGGUUGAUAUCUCCAAGAAGUGUAACGUGUAGCCACGUCUGUUCUGGCAGGCGCGCUCCCCGCCCCGCCGCCGCCGUUGUUCCGCCGCCGUUCCUUCUCCGGGCAGGCUCCACCUUCGGUCACCGAUCUUGCACCGGAGCCACUGCGCUCCUUACGCCCAUUCCCGCCCGCCCUUCAUAGCGACGGCGCCUCAAAACGUUGGCAGUGCGGGGAGAGGCGGCAGCGGGACUCGCAGUGGUGGCGGCGACAGCAGCGGCAGCAGCUCUCCAGCCGGCUCCCUCCAAUCUCUAUAGCGCGUGAAAACGACGCCUCGGGCAGCAGGUAGGCGAAACCCAGCCUCGCCGCAUCAGCCCCCUCGGGGCUCCUGAGACCAACGCUUGAUCCUGAGCACGGAAGUGUAAAAUACUUAUUCCUAUUAUCCUUCCAAUGAAGAGCUGGUAUCAGAUGUAGCAGUGUCUGGGUUUUAUCUGUUGGCUGUACAAAAAUAUGAUGACCCAGUGGAAAGAUCAAAUUUCCUUAGGCCUUCUCUUCCAUUUGGCCUUUUCCUUUGUGUAUGGCUUCCCUGCUGAUUCCGGGACUGAAUUCCGGUCUGCCUUCUCUGUCGCUAGGACCAGCAGCAUGGAAGGAAGCACCGAGAUGGUGAUCACCUUUGAUAAGGUCUAUGUAAACAUAGGGGAUGACUUUGAUCCCAAAGCUGGACUAUUUCGAUGUCGUAUCCCUGGAGCCUACUAUUUCUCCUUCACUGUCGGAAAGUACCCCAAGAAAAAUUUAUCAGUCAUGCUAAUGAGAAACAAGAAUGAAGUGCAGGCAAUUGUAUAUGACGAACAUCACCGUAAAGAGCGAAAAGUGGCCAGCCAAAGUGCCAUGCUACAACUGGACUACGGUGAUACUGUGUGGCUACGUUUACACGGGGAUCCAAAGUAUGCCCUGUAUAGCAAUGUGGGCCCCUAUACAACUUUCAAUGGGUACCUCAUUUAUCCAGACACCUCUAGCUACUUUCAGAAUAGAAUAGGAUCUCCAGAACUAGGAAAAGAACCAUCUCAGCCUCCCUCUCAUGUCAUUCAGCAGCUUUCCAUCAACCAAAACCAAAUCUCAGAAAGACUUCUGCUUUCUGAUGAACCCGCCAGACCACAGGAUCCUCGCUCUGCCUUUUCAGCUGCCCGUUCCGAAAGCCUCCUGGGAUCGGAUGAAAAGCAAACCCAGCACGAGCCCAUCACAUUUGACUCAGAGUUUGUGAACAUUGGGAAUGACUUCAAUUUUUCAACUGGCAUCUUUACCUGCCGUGUUCCUGGCGCCUACUAUUUUUCAUUCACCAUUGGUAAAAUGCCUUUCAAAACAAUGUCAGUAAAGCUGAUGAAGAACCACAAUGAAGUUCAGGCCAUGAUCUAUGAUGACAACCACUCCAAAAGGAGGGAGAUGCAGAGCCAGAGCAUUAUGCUCCCUCUGCAAGCUGGUGACAUUGUCUGGCUCUACAGUCACCAGCAUGAUGGCUACGGUGCUUACAGCAAUCAUGGCAAAUACAUAACCUUCACCGGCUUCCUUGUCUAUCCAGAGACUAAGACAAAAUCCUCUUCAGAUUCCAACAUUUCUCCAGGGUCAAAUCUCUAAAUGUGCAUAUUACAACAUAAGCAUAAGAGUAUUCCAGAUGCAGCAGUCUCUUGUGCAAGUCCUGGACAAAUACCGCUCUUCAUAUGAGAAGAUACAAGCAUGCUAUUACAUGUCCAGUGUAUUCCUUAUGGACACCUUCCUUGUGUUUUCUGCCUGCAGAGCCAUUGUUGUUUCUCUCAUUCAUCCCUAAAAUGACAUUCACAAGUUGGUGUGUUUUGUUCAUGAUUACUGUUAGACAUAAGACUAAAGCAUGAGUCAAUUUGGGGAGUAAAGGAAUAAGGGGAGAUAAAUGAAAUAUGCAAAAAUGGACAUUUGAAAAAUGCUGAAAAGGGUUAUAUGGUAAAAGGCUCCCUCUGCAGAACGUUUGAGAAGUGAUAACAUUCUGUGUAAUUGUUGGCAAACAUCACAAGAGAGGGACAGAUAUAAUGGGACAUCAAAUAAAACCUGAAACUAAAAGGAUUGUGUGUAUUUGUACAUUUGAUGUUGCGAUAUUCAAACCUUUCCAUUCAUGAAAAAGAAUCCCAAGCUUUAAAUGUGUAGUAUGUUUGUAGUGUAUCUCCAAUAAUUGAAGAAUCAUUUGAUGUUUGAGAAAUUAAAAAAGUACUGGAUAUUUU